AUGAAGCUGUCUGCUAUUGCACUUUUGGCAUUGACCUCAGGCAUAGCUGCCGCCCCGGCCGCUGAGCCUGGCAGAGAGGUUGAUCAUCGCGACUAUGGUUAUGGCCGCAAGCCUGACUACGACCAUAAAGGUCGUGGGGGCAAGCAUGAUUAUGGUCAGCCGAAGCCUCACAAUCCAUGGGAGCACAAGCCUGACUACGAUCAUAAAGAUCGUGGAGGCAAGCAUGAUUAUGGUCGGCCGAAACCUCACAAUCCAUGGGAUCACAAGCCCGGCUACGAUCAUAAAGGUCGUGGAGGCAAGCAUGAUUAUGGUCGGCCGAAACCUCACAAUCCAUGGGAUCACAAGCCCGGUCGUGGCAAGGACCACGACUACAGGCCUCCCAAGGAUCACUACAAACCUCCUGCUCAGCACAAGCCUCACAACCCGUGGGAGCACAAGCCCGGCCGUGACAAGGACCACGACUACAGGCCGCCCAAGGAUGGAUACAAGCCACCUAAGGAUAACAAGCCCCCCAAGGACGAUUACAAACCCCCCAAGGGCGAUUAUAAGCCACCCAAGGACAACAAGCCUCCUGGUGAACACAGACCUCCCCCCAAGGACGACUACAAGCCACCCAAGGACAACAAGCCUCCUGGUGAACACAGACCUCCCCCCAAGGACGAUUACAAGCCACCCAAGGAUAACAAGCCUCCUGGUGAACACAGACCUCCCCCCAAGGACGAUUACAAGCCACCCAAGGACGAUUACAAACCCCCCAAGGGCGAUUAUAAGCCACCCAAGGAUAACAAGCCUCCUGGUGAACACAGACCUCCCCCCAAGGACGAUUACAAGCCACCCAAGGACGACUACAAGCCACCCAAGGACAACAAGCCUCCUGUUGAACACAAGCCUCCUCCCAAGGACGACUACAAGCCACCUAAGGGCGAUUACAAGCCCCCCAAGGACGACUACAAGCCACCUAAGGGCGAUUACAAGCCCCCUUACUAA
Molecule: messenger RNA, 987 nt
Organism: Fusarium poae
Lineage: Eukaryota; Fungi; Ascomycota; Sordariomycetes; Hypocreales; Nectriaceae
Exons: 1
Coding region: 1-987 (328 amino acids)
Source: RefSeq, a predicted model, not a curated record